CUCUCGCCCGGGGUCCGGUGCGGGGCCGGGGGGUCCGGGCCCGGCGCAGGCCGUGAGCGAGGACCCCUGUCCGGCGGGAGAACGGGGAGGGCCCUGCCGGUGUCGCCGUCCCUCUGCCGAAGCCGAGCGGUGGCGCGGGGCUCGCCGCGCCCCUCGGGCCUGCCUCCGCUCCGCCUGCCCCGGCGGGGGGCACGGGCAGGGGCUCGGGGAGGUUUUGGAGCUAAGGAAGUGGCAGGAAGCAGCUCCCAGCCCCCAGCAUGGCAGACCAGAAGCGUUUGGCCUUCUCCAUCAUCCAGUUCCUGCAGGACCAGCUGCAGCAUGGGGGAUUGUCUGCAGAUGCUCAGGAGAGCCUGGAAGUGGCCAUCCAGUGCCUGGAGACAGCGUUUGGGGUCUCGAUGGAGGACCAAGGCCUGGCUGUGUCCCAGACUCUGCCUGAGAUAUUCGAGGCUGCUGCAGGGAAGGAGCCUGAGCACAUCAGAACGAACUCAGAGCCUGUCACCCCCUCUGAAGAUGACAUAGCUGAAGCUGAAAGGCUCAAGACUGAAGGAAAUGAGCAAAUGAAGGCAGAGAACUUUGAGGCUGCUGUGUCCUUCUAUGGCAAAGCAAUCGAACUGAAUCCCUCCAAUGCAGUCUACUUCUGCAACAGAGCUGCUGCCUACAGCAAGCUGGGGAACUAUGCUGGAGCAGUGAGGGACUGUGAAAGAGCCAUAGGCAUUGACCCCAACUACAGCAAAGCCUAUGGCAGGAUGGGCUUGGCCCUUUCCAGUCUCAACAAGCACCCAGAGGCUGUGGUGUACUACAAAAAGGCUCUGGAGCUGGACCCAGACAAUGAGACCUACAAAUCCAACCUGAAAAUCGCUGAGCAGAAGAUGAAGGAGACCCCAAGCCCAACUGGGGGGCCAGGAGGCUUUGAUCUGGCAGGUUUGCUGAACAACCCUGGCUUCAUGAGCAUGGCCUCCAACCUCAUGAACAACCCCCAGGUGCAGCAGCUCAUGUCUGGGAUGAUUUCUGGUGGCCACAACACCAUGGGAGCAGCAGGCAGCAGCCCCUCCACGAACGACCUUGCCACCCUCAUCCAGGCGGGCCAGCAGUUUGCUCAGCAGAUGCAGCAGCAGAACCCUGAACUCAUAGAGCAGCUCAGGAGCCAGAUCAGGAGUAGAACUCCCAGUGCCAGCAACGAGGACCAGCAGGAAUGAACCUUCCAGCACAACCCCUGGGGUGAACUCUCUCUUCUUUUGCUUUGAACCACCACAAACUGGAAGCCAUCUGUGUGGUGUUUGCCAUUCCUCCAGCUGGAAGUGUCCAAGGAACCAGAAAGGGAGGGGAAGAAGAAGAAAGAAAUCUCCCAAACCAACCAGCAAUGGAAACAGAACCAAACCAGCCCAGCCCCAGCCCCCUCCCUCCUCCCCCCCCCCACCACCACCGAGGGACUCUGAUCCAACCUGCAUGGUAAAGACAAUUCCCUGCUUGGCUCUGCCCUCAUCAUCUUCAUCCCUGCUCCUCCUCUUCCCACCUCAGCCUUUUUCAUUAGGGAGUUGUUCUUCUGGAGGAUGCAAACCUGAGCCCAGAGCAGCCCCCAGCCCCCUCCUGCAGACACCUGGGGAUAGCUGCCCCCACUCUGACCUUUCUGGGGGGAGCUUCUGUGCUGCAGAGGAGAUCCUUUUGUAACCCCCUCCUGGAGGAACAGCUCUGCAGGACCUCAGCUUCACCUCCCUUUGCCCCAGGCAAACCUCUCCUCUUUGGUUGUUUUCCCCUGCCCUGGUUCAUCUCCCAGGACUGCUCUCAUGGAGCUCACAGCACCUCCUGGCCCCCAGGGGUGAGCUUUUUGCUUUGGGUUUGGUUGUUUCUCCUCCUCAGCUCUGGAGCAGCACUGCUGCUGCUGCUGCUGCCAGGCAGGAGCUUGGUGCUCAACCCACAGAGGUUGGUUUGAGGUUUGGGGUUUGUUGGGUUUGCUUAGGCUGGGGGUGGCAGGGACAAGCCAGAGGGAACCUUCCUGUGUCUGACUCCUUCAGGGAGUGUUUUAAUUCAUCUGCUGGGCUUAAAGCUUUGGGGUUGGGGUUUGGGCUUGGGGUUUUUAGGCUGGGGGUGGUUGGGACAGGCCAAAAGGAACCUUCCUGUGUCUGACCCCUCCAGAGAGUGUUUGAAUUCCUUGCUGCUGGGGGGGAUCCUGUCCCCAGCCUGACAAAAGUGUGUCUGCAGUGUUCAGUGCUUCUGGAGGGGUUGGUGGAGUGCUCAGGCAGGGGGACAGGUCAGGAUGGGGGUUGGGGUUUAACAGAGGGGGGUGGGAGGUGAGGUCCUGGGGGGUGUUUUUAACUUCUUAAUCUGCCUUUCAUGCAUGUGAGGAGCCAGCCUGGGGGGCUGUGCUGAGCAGAGGCCAGAAGGCAGCUGGGGGGAGCAGAAGGGCUCCACAAAAGACUGCUCCAGAUAGCCUGUGGCAGGGGGGGGCUGGAACUGAGAUGAUCUUUGAGGUCCCUUCCACCCACGCUGUGAGUCUGGAGUCAGGAACUCAUGUCCCAGACCCCCUGCUCGGGGGGGGAUUGUUGAGGAGCAUCUUGAGAGGGUGGAGAAUACCCUCUCUGAGGCAGCCCCACAGCUCCCCCCCCCUCUGAUCCCUCACCCACGUCCUGCCUGGGGGGAGCACAAGGCUCUGGCCACUGUGUGACCCCCCCAGAAGUCAGCUAGAGGAGGCCACAUUGCUUCCUGUGCACCUCAGAGGUGGUUCGAGAGGAGAUGGGGGAGGUUUGUUCUGGGUUUAAUGGCAGGGGGGAAGGAGAAACUCACUGCAGGGAGCAGAAGCCCAAGAGGGGUCUGGGGGUGGGUGUGGGGGGGGGGGAAAGGCUGGCAGGAGGGGGGGUAGGGGUGGUGUGGAGUGAGGCAGAGGUGAGUUUGGAGGUGGAGUUGUGGAGAGGAUCUGUAAAUGCUCCAUGAAGUGCUCUGUGGUUGCUGUGACUUGUGCAGAAUAAACUCUUUGGACACUUGG
Pogoniulus pusillus (Red-fronted tinkerbird) is the source of this 2980-nucleotide messenger RNA. It is a transcript of the gene SGTA, whose product is annotated as small glutamine rich tetratricopeptide repeat co-chaperone alpha. The coding region runs from base 258 to 1196 and encodes 312 amino acids. The transcript is spliced from 12 exons. Gene Ontology annotation, molecular function: molecular adaptor activity; protein binding. Lineage: Eukaryota; Metazoa; Chordata; Aves; Piciformes; Lybiidae. The record is from RefSeq and is a predicted model, not a curated record. Gene Ontology annotation, cellular component: membrane; TRC complex. Gene Ontology annotation, biological process: post-translational protein targeting to endoplasmic reticulum membrane.